Molecule: messenger RNA, 3788 nt
Organism: Haliotis rubra (blacklip abalone)
Lineage: Eukaryota; Metazoa; Mollusca; Gastropoda; Lepetellida; Haliotidae
Product: protocadherin-9-like
Biological process (GO): homophilic cell-cell adhesion
Cellular component (GO): plasma membrane
Molecular function (GO): calcium ion binding
Source: RefSeq, a predicted model, not a curated record
CGCCUCGCUAUAUCGUCAAUUGGAGCAGAGGUGAUGUUCGAGUGAGUGGGGCUGUGUUAAACGGUGAAAGGAUUUCGGAAUACGCUAGCUGUGGUUGCACCUUGCUGCUGAUGAGCGAAGAGUGAUUUAUUGUUUGUGAUUCUCACCUGCGUUUUCGGCGCUCUUUGAUGUUACAGACGAACCAAUGCUGUAACGGACACGGAGGAUAGGAAGAUUGCAAUAUGGCGAUGCUAAUUUCAGCGCUAAUGGUUCUGAUUUCAACGACGCUCGUCAGUUGUCAGAAUAUCACUUUUGAGAUCGCGGAAGGACAAGAAGCCCCCGUGUCGGUUGGGAAUGUGGCCAGCGCAUCUAAUCUUCAACAACAGGUUGGCGAGACUGAGUUUCGGGCCCUGAGGUACAGCAUUGUCUCUCAGGAAAGCAAGGUGGAUACCUUCUUCAGAGUUGAUGAAACAUCGGGGGAAAUAUUCACAACCGACGUGUUGGACCGUGAAAGUUUUUGUGAACAUGUGUCACUGUGUUUGUUGUCGCUGGAUAUAGCAGCGCAGUCAUCUAGAAGCGCCUUUUUCAGAAAAAUCACAGUCAGCAUCAACCUGAAAGACAUUAAUGAUAACCCACCACGUUUCGGGAAUUCAGAAUUUCGAUACAAUCUGUCUGAAGGCGCAUCAGUGGGGACAAAGAUUUCACUCCCGCUUGCAACAGAUAAAGACUCGAAUGAACAAAACCUUGUGCAGCAUUAUCAACUUUCACCCAGUUCUCUGACAUUCGCUCUUGAUCCUGUUACAACAGAUGGUAAAAUUUCUAGCUUGUCAUUAUCUUUGACAGGUGAAAUUGACAGAGAAUCUCAAGACGAGUAUGCAUUUAUUCUGAAAGCUACUGACGGUGGGAGUCCUACAAGGACAGGUACUCUCUCCAUAAUUAUUAACAUAAUCGACGAAAAUGACAAUGAACCUGUUUUCCAGCGCGGUAUCUACGAAGCCACUCUUCCAGAGAGCGCCGAUAUUGACUCCACCGUGGUGCAAGUGUCAGCUGUCGACAUCGACAUGGAUGAAAACGCCAAAAUAUCCUAUUUUUUCUCAAUACCAACUCAAGAACGCGUUUUGAAGCAUUUUUCGAUUGAGGAAUCUACGGGACUUAUUAGCGUUAAAUCCACUUUGAACUCUGAAGGUGGUUCAAUCUUUGAUUUCCAAGUUAAAGCAGUUGAUCACGGAAACCCUCAACUGUUUGCCGAGGCUCAAGUCAUCGUCGCUGUCACCGACAACGUUAAUGACCCUCCUGUGAUUGACGUUAAGUUGUUGUUCGCUGAAGACGGUGCUGCUGCCGUUCCAGAGUCGUCUACUAUUGGUAGAACUGCAGUGUUGAUUUCUGUGAAGGAUUCUGAUUCGGGAAGAAAUGGACUGGUUGCUUGUCAAAUCAGUGGUCAGUAUUUCCAACUCCAGAAACUUGAACAAACGGAAUAUAGAGUGAUAGUUGCUCGGUCGUUAGAUCGGGAAGGAAUGCACGUGCAUAACGUGACUGUCACGUGUCAGGAUCAGGGCACGCCCCCUUUGUCUUCCAGCCAGGAGUUCCUGAUCCGUGUUACCGACGAUAAUGACAAUCCCCCGCUGUUUUCACAAGAAAAGUACUUCAAGAGUAUUGACGAAAACAACGCUUUCCCGGUGUCGUUAGGCGAGGUCAAAGCCAGCGAUAAAGACUUUGGUAAAAAUGGUGAAAUCGUGUACAAACUUGAUACUCUUGCUUCCCUGUCCUUCAAUAUUGACGAAUCCACAGGUGAAAUUUCGGCCAUUAGGACUUUCGACAGGGAGGCGGUUCCGAAAUAUACGUUUAAAGUGUUUGCAGUUGACAAGGGUGAGGUACCAUUGACCGGAACGACCACCGUUGUUGUCAACAUCGGCGACAAGAACGACCAGAGGCCCGCCUUCUCCAACGUAUCGUACGUGUUCUCUGUAAAGGAGAAUUCUCCCGUUGGUACUUUCGUUGGAAAAGUUAAAGCGACAGAUUCAGAUGUUGGUAAAGGAGGUGAAGUGCAAUACACACUGCGUGGAUCGCCUGUCAACGGUGUUAUACCUUUCACAGUUAAUGCAAAAGGUGAAAUCAGCACCGCGGCUGAAAUUGACUACGAAUCGAUGGAAACAUACAAUUUCGACAUUCUGGCGUCCGACCUUGGCACCCCGCCACAGAUAACAUCAGUGCCAAUCAAAAUCCGUAUCCUUGACGACAAUGACAACCAUCCCGAAAUCAAUUUCCCUGUGCCAAGCAACGACUCAAUUUAUCCCCACAAUAUGGAACCCGGUACUGAAAUUGCAAUUGUGCAAGCCUAUGACCUAGACUCUGGACUCAAUGGAUGGCUCACGUACUCAAUCGUCACAGCUAAUCAAACCGGCUUGUUUCAAAUCAGCGCCAGCAGUGGUGUCAUCAGACUCGGCCGUGCAGCCACGGACAAGGAUGUGAAGAAGUACAACAUCAACAUCAGCGUUCACGACGACGGCACCCCCCAGAGAGCCACCUACGCCGUCCUCAACGUUGAAAUCGUUCACGCAGACGCUUAUACAGCGACGUCCAGUGACACGAACAUGAAAAUCGUCAUUGUCCUCGUCUGUAUAACAGCUGUAUUAGCUAUUGUAGUCCUUGGAACUCUAUUCACUAUUCGAUACGUGGACAAUAGGCGCAAAUACAAAGACUACACCGAUGGCGAGAAGAGCCAAUAUUCCUCAUCCAAAUCUUCUUCCAAGAGGAGUAAAAAGGAAUUUAACGAAUUAAAACCUGGUAUUAUUCUGGUCACCGAGGGUAACAAGCUCACGAAGAAGACUGUGACUUUUAAAAAUGACACUAAAGACAACAAAAGUGACGUUUUCGCUACGGAGGAAUCUCAAUACAAUCAACUGAGGCACUUGAGUGAAAGUCAGAAUAAAAGCAAUACAGCGUCACCAGCUAAAAAUAAUAAAAAGUCACGAGUGCCAUCUUCCUCCAGCUCAAUAGAGGGGGAAGUUAGUGUGGUGGACAUCCUCCAUCAACACAAGGCAUUAGUACAGUCUCUCCGUUUAAAGAAGACUCCUAAUAAUGCAAAAGAUGGAGAGAAGGACCCGGAUGUUUGGAGUGACACGUCAGGGGAGACAAUCGGAACUGAUAGCGGCCAUGGCGGAAGUGACCUUGACAUGAACAAUAGUCUCAAGAUGUCCGUUUGAUGCAAUAGCUUCCAGACACCUGUUCAGCUUUAACCUUGCGUCAGCAUUACCACGCGUCACAUACCAGUGAAUACAUGUUCAUUUCAUAUCCUGAUUGACACUGCCAAGGUCAUUACUCCACGCAGAUGAAAUCGACAUGUGAAUCACAAGUCCAUCGAUCCAAUGAAAUGUCUACCAAAUGUGUUUUAUAAAUGAACUUUGAAAAAAUCGAAAGUGUUAUUUUUCAGACAUAUAUAUGUUCACCCUGACAAAUUGUAGAAAUUCAACUUUGAAUUGAUUGAUCUAUUUUAUACAUAAUAUAUACGCCAACGUGUCAAUACAUAAUAUAUGCAACGAUGUCAAAAUAUGGGUACAAUGUACACUAUGAUUCAGCAUAAAUUCUCCGAAGUGCAUAAUCAGUUCCAUUGGCCGAGAACUUACUGUCUUAUACAUUGCACAAAUAAUAUGUUCAUUUCGUGUGUCCAUCAUUCUUAACAACAUUGGUCCACUUGCUCACUCUUGUUCAUUGCCGUUAUACAGAUGUAUAUUUCUUCAUUGUUUGUACAUAGCACUUGUUAAUUUUGUACGUUUACAUUGUUAUUGUUAAUAAAUUGACUAAUGAAUUUA